Molecule: messenger RNA, 6920 nt
Organism: Phycodurus eques (leafy seadragon)
Lineage: Eukaryota; Metazoa; Chordata; Actinopteri; Syngnathiformes; Syngnathidae
Gene: chst7
Product: carbohydrate (N-acetylglucosamine 6-O) sulfotransferase 7
Exons: 3
Coding region: 42-1310 (422 amino acids)
Biological process (GO): N-acetylglucosamine metabolic process; carbohydrate metabolic process
Cellular component (GO): Golgi membrane
Molecular function (GO): N-acetylglucosamine 6-O-sulfotransferase activity; chondroitin 6-sulfotransferase activity
Source: RefSeq, a predicted model, not a curated record
GUCCGCAACCAGUCGCACGCACAAGUUGAGCGAGCGCAGAGAUGAAGAGGAGGCUCCAAAAGAAAUACUUGAUUGUCAUCCUCGCCUACACGGGUUUGCUGCUCGUCGUCCCGUAUGUGUUGGAUUUCGGGGAGCGCUCGGUGCAGCGAGCCAAGCACGGGCUCCUGCAGCAGCAGCGGCAGCGGCAGCAGCAGUCGCGGUGCUCGGAUCUGAAGAACGCCGUGGCGCUGCUGUGGGAGCACGGGUACAAAGUGGACGGCGCCAACGGCACGGAGCCGCCGCGCACUCACAUCUACCUGCACGCCACCUGGAGGACCGGCUCGUCGUUCCUGGGCGAGCUGUUCAACCAGCACCCGGACGUGUUCUACCUGUACGAGCCCAUGUGGCACAUCUGGCAGGCCCUGUACCCGGGCGACGCGGGCAGCCUGCAGGGCGCCGUGCGCGACAUGUUGAGCGCGCUGUUCCGCUGCGACUUCUCCGUGCUCAAGCUGUACGCCGGCUCGCAGAACCUCACCACCGCCUUCAUCUUCGGCUGGAAGAUGAACAAGGUGGUGUGCUCCGAGCCGCUGUGCGACGCCCACCAGCGCCACCGCGUCGGCCUGGUGCAGGAGGACCGCUGCGCCAAGUGCCCCAAGCGGGACAUCCGCGAGCUGGAGCGGGAGUGCAAGAAGUACCCGGUGGUGGUCAUCAAGGGCGUGCGCGUUCUGGACCUCAGCACCCUCGUGCCCCUCAUGAAGGACCCGGCCGUCAACUUGCACAUCGUGCAGCUCUUCCGAGACCCGCGAGCCGUGCACAACUCCCGGCUCAAGUCCAAGCAGGCCCUGGUGAAGGAGAGCAUCCAGGUGCUGCGCAGCAAGAAGCACAACGACAAGUACAAGCGUCUGCUGGUGCCCAACGCCCGUGUGAACCGCGCCGAGAGCUACGUGUCCGGCGCCAUGGAGCUCAUCUGCGACAACUGGCUGGGCGACAUGAUGCUGGUGACCAACGCGCCGCCCUGGGUGCGCCGCAGCUACCGCCGCGUCCGUUACGAGGACCUGGUGCUGCACCCGGCCGAGGAGUUGCAGAAGCUCUACCUCUUCUCCAACCUGUCCACGUCGCCGGCGCUGGAGAGCUUCGCGCUCAACAUGACCCACGGCCGCGGCUACUCGUCGGACCGGCCCUUCCUCAUCUCGUCGCGGGACGCCAAGGAGGCCAUCUACGCCUGGAGGGAGAGGCUCAGCGUGGAGCAGAUCGACCAGGUGGAAGCCUACUGCAGUGAGGUCAUGAGGCAGCUCGGGUACCCCAAACACGCCGCUGACAAAACCACAUGAGGAAGAGCGUACGGGGGCCUGCAAGCCAAGGCUCAGGGCAAAAGACGGAACAACAGCUGGAACGUGGCCGACUGGGAACGGCCGUGUCCGAAGAGCAGGAGUAAGAAGAAGGCAUUAAAAAAAAAGUGGGUAAGAAAGACCGGGGAGCCUCUUAGCAGUCUUACCUGUCGAGCGGCGGCCAGGAGGCUGCUCGACACGUCAGUGCCCAUUUAUAGUCGCACUAAUCCCCCCCGCCCCAUACUCUGACUUUAAAUCCCCAUAAAAAAAAAAAAAAAAAAAGUUGGCACCGACAGGUCGGAGCCUCACCUUGGCGUGACUGGGCUAAGUGGAUCGGCUAACGGCCGCUAACUGAAAAGUUCAAGGCCACUACUGUACGUGUGUGUGUGCUUUGGGAGGCCUGGGUGAGGAAGUGGGCUCCCUCCCCCCUCCUCAUUCCAGGCCCUCUCGCCCCUGAGGAAUCUGGACAGCUGCAGCAGCACCACACUGACAAAACACUCACAUGGGCGGGACUUUUUUUUUUUUUUUUUUUUUCCCCCCCCACUCUAUCCUCCCAAUGACAUCUUAUGGAGAGACUUUUUUUUUUUUUUUUUUUUUCUUACACAUGGUACAGAUUAGGGUUGCAAAAUGUUUAAAAAGUUAGAACCAUGUGAAUUGAAGGGAUUUCAUAGGAAUGAAUGCGAUUCAACCAAGAAUUUAUCGAAUUGCAAGAUUGGCUCUUAAUAAGGAAUUUAAACGCAGUCGUUCCCUUUUUGCUUCGCUUUUUUAUUUUCUUCUUAUUAUUUUUUAAAUAUCGCGGAUUAAGCGCUUUAUGGCCGGAUUUUGUGGUGAUUAUUCUUCCACACGGCGCAGUCAGUGCGAGCCAGGAGGAAGGCGUGCAUGGAGAAUGUCCAAAAUUUGAGAUGAUUUCACCCUUCAUGAGAGAAGCUAAAGUGAAAUGUGAAUAUCGUACAAUAUAAACGUUAGCUGAUUUAAUAUAGCCUACCACUGCUAUUUAGAACGAAUGUGAUGCCGGAUAUCAUAAAGUUCCAUUAAAUUACCCUCAAUUCCCAAUUAAUUCCUAAUAAAUUCAUCUGGAGAGUUUAUAAUUUGGAUUAUUUCCAAAAUUCCCCGAUUUGACUUCCCAUGGAAAUUGACCAGAACCUUUCUGGAUACUUACCGAACAUUUUCCACCCCUUUGCAAUCCUAGUACUGAUUAUUUACAACAACAAAAAAAACUUUUAUAUGAGUUUUUUGGUGAUCUAAACAUCGACCUGCAUCCAGAUUAUGGGUGUUUUGAUGAUCAAUUUCAGAAGUUUGAUUUAUUUAUUUUUUUUGUCAUACUUAAACGACGUGAAUAACUUUUUGACUAUUUAAAUUGACCUCAAUAAAGAGCUAGUGAAAACAAAUACAAUGUUGUGUGAUUGCUAUUUGCUCUUCUACCAUUGGAAUAGAGACAAUAAUGUCAUUAUGUUGCAUUUUCCAGAUAAGGAAUAUUUGGCCUUAAUCACUAUACUGUAUAGGAAUUUUCAUAUAGUGGACUACAUACAGUAGAGUAGAUAUAAAACGUCUACACACCCCUGUUCAAGUGUCAGGUUUUUGUGAUAUGAACAAAAAAAAAAAAAAAAAAAAGUUUUUAUCUUGGUCAUAUCUUUUAUAUAUAUAUAUAUAUAUAUAUAUAUAUGAAGGGAUUUCAUAGGAAUGAAUGCGAUUCAACCAAGAAUUUAUCUAAUUGCAAGAUUGGCUCUUAAUAAGGAAUUUAAACGCAGUCGUUCGUAUAUAUAUAUAUAUAUAUAUAUAUAUAUAUCACAAAAUAAUUAGCAUUUGAACAGGGGUGUGUAGACUUUUUAUAUCCCCUGUAGUUGACUAAAAAGUCCACUACUAUGUGGUGGUCACACAGAAGCUGUGUUCAGAAUUAUUCACUCAUUCCCUUCUCCUUAAUCACCGUUUCGAGCCCAAAACAAAAUUUGCACGUAUGUUUUCCAUCUUGAGCAAAAGUGCUCGGUUUCCAAACUCUUUGGUUUUCGUGUCGGUUACACCUCUAAAUGUCUUUUUCGCUGGAAAAACGCACAUCUGAAAAUGCACAUCGACAUUCCACAUUUGUGAUCGCAGGUCGACCCGGUCAGUCACGUGUCCCAAUACGUUUGCAGAAAAAAAGGGUGGUUUCUUCGUCUUUUCUUUUAAUAUCACACCCAAAUAUUUUCAGAGUAAACCAAAAAUGGAUUGUUUUUCCACCCUUUCGACCGCUCUGUGGUUUUUAUGAUGUUUACGCCGCAAACUAAGAAAGCAAAUGCAAUCAAAACACUUUGAGGUUAAAACGAGUGUCAAAAAGUAUACGCUUAUUUCUAUAUUUUUUUUCCCCCUUGAAUGUGGCCCUUGUCCUCAAAAGACCGUUACAGUGAAUCAUCUGCAGCACAGCGGUCACUUUGCCGCCGGUCGGGAAAAUGUUUUGCACGGCGCGCGUGCGGAGCGAGCGUGACGGUCCUGCGUGGCGUCAAGCGCUCCCCCCCACUGCCCACCGCCACAAAUGACAUCGCAUUACGUAACGGGCAUCUUCGUCACUUUCAGGCCCCCCGCGCUCUUUUGCGACAAAAAGUCAUGUUAGUGCACAGCCAUAUUUCCUCUCGGGGUGAUCAAAUCAAUUUUGUCGAGCAUGUAUUAAUGGGGAUUAUUUAUGGGAGGAGAUGACUAAUUAAAAACUUGAGGCCAUUGUCCACAUUUGGCCUUUUACGUCAGAAAAUGAUUGUUUUGGAAAAUGGAUUUUUCCACAAGUCUGCUGCUGCCUGUUGCCCUUUGUAAGCCAAAUACUUCAAAUUCGGGGGGGGUAAAUAGUUCCUCUGUAAUAAUAAGGCUUGUGAACAACAACAAGCUGAACAUAAAUUAUUUUAAAGUACUUUUUUUCUAUUGCCAUCAAAUGUUUUUAGUGUGGCCAACAAUUAAAAGCGCAGUGCAACUAAAAUUAGCUUUUGUAAUACAAUAAGAUAACUUUUUGGUGGGGGGGGGGAAAUGUUUUGGAACAAUUAUUUGUACAAUGUAUAUUUUUUAUUUGUAAAUUUUAACGAUAUUAUUUUCGUAUUUUUUUUCUAAAGGAAGAUUAUUUUAUAGUCUUGUCAUUAUUUUAGCUAAUAGUUAUAAUAAGAAAUAUGUGUUAUGAUAAAUAUUGAUUAUGUUUUUGUCCAAUCAUUUACCAUUCUCUUUUUUUUUUUGUCGUACAUGGCAUCUUAUCCUAAGUAACCAAAUUAACCGAAAUAAUUCGAUAAUUAAGGAGCAACUGCGCUUCAAUCUAAAUGCAUGAUGCCCUCUUCCCUAUUGUGGUUUUGACGUCCUUUCCGGAAAUGACUUUCUUCUGGCUUCCGAUUGGCUGGAGCUGCCUCACAUAUCGACACCAUUUAUUUUCCUGCCCUGCAAAUGUGAUUGCAUGCAAAUAUUUUGAUGUAUUACACUGGAAUAUGUGACAAAUAUCCACGUCCGUACGCUUUUGGAGACGUGCGACCUCAGCCAAGGCUCAAAAAGCGGGGGGGACACAGCUGCUAUUGUUAAAACGGUCAUGGGACGUAACAAAGCGGAUGAUUGUGGUGCUUUUCCAUAUUUACUCCGGUUCUCUGGACCCCGCUGCAGCUGCUGGUGCGCCUACGGAGACAUCUGGGAGGGCCGCCCCCCUCCCCCACCCCCCUUCCCUUGUGCUGUUCGCAUGCAAAACAAACCCCCAGCCAGGCAACAAAACACAACAGCUUUGGGUAGAAUCACGCUAAACGCUAGCAGAAGCGCUAUCGCGCAUUUACAACCUAAAUUCUAAAUCAUGUGUAAAGUUACAGUGGCUUACAAAAAGUGUAUUAAAUACACUUUUUAUGAAUAAAACCGCCGUCUCGGCUUUUGAUGAACACUUAGGCCUUCUAUGCUACUGUAUUUUCAUUUUGGUCAUGAUUGUGGCACUCUUGAGUAUUUUUUUAUUUAGGUGGUACUUGGUCUGAAAAAAGUGAUUUAACCGAUCAGAUGGCUCGCUGGCCCAACAUUAUGUUAGCCUGUUUGCCCUCCUCUGAUUGGUUGGUCAGAGCAAAACUUGUUCCUGACAACUUCAAUCAGCAAAACAAAGCUGUAGCGAUCGGCGCAAAUUCCUAUCUUGAUUUAAAUGUUGUCGUCAUGUUAUUACCUAACUAUUGAUUGCGAAUUGCUCCAGAUGAGGAUGAUUUUUGUACACGGUCAAACCUUUAAAGUCCGGCACCCCGGCAGCGUUACACAUGAUCGAAGUGCAGAAGGGUUGAAAUGCUACACUAACACGUAUUCAUUACAGCAAUACCUAUAACAAGCCUUUAGGUGGCAGUAUCGCUCCGCUCCAUUGUGUCUAUUCCAAACCAGUCGUCGUACUCUGUUUUAGUUUAAUUACACAGUGGUAAACCUCUCCGUUUACAAUUGUAUAACAGUUACGAAUGUUCACAGACUAGUUCUACUUCCACUGAAAAUGAAUCAAAUCGGCCCAGAAUGGAUUGCAUUUGCCCGUAAAGUUUCCACUUCAGCACAGUCCAUUCCCAUCAAAUCAAAUAAAAAAUAAAAAACUUUAAGAAAAAAAAAAAAAAAAACAUGAUAAAAUGAAUGAAACCAUUACAUAUAAAUUACAGACAUAUGUCGUCAUAUUUGGCCGUGUCAGUCAACAGAAAAGUAUCCAAGAAGAUGCAAACAAAACACAAACAAAUAAACAAGAUGAACCCAACGCUGAUGAUGGAAAACGUCAGCUCCUUGAUGGCAGUAAUAAAUGCCAAUAAUCUUUCAUUUGCUCAACUUUUGGCUUAAGUGACGUCACAUUUGGCCACAUUGGACAAAAACAAUUUGCAGGAAAUUGCAAACGACCCAAAAAACAAAUAAUAAUAACAAUAAUUUUGAAAAAAAAAUCAAUCAAUAAUUGUUGACGUUUCUAAAUUACAAACUUAACUCAUAUUUGGCCCCAUUCGAUUAACAUGAAGUAUUCAGGAAGACGGGUUAAAAAAAAAAACAACAACAACAACAACAACAAAAUAUAACUCAAUGCGGAUGAUGAAAAGACUAGCUCCUAGGUGGAGGUAAUAAAUGUUAAUUAUAAUAACCUUUGAAGUUGCUAAAUUACAGACCCAUGUCAUGUUAUAUUUGGCCUCAUUAAAGAAAAAUAUUUAAAAAAAAUAAAAUAAAAUACCCAGAAAUACUAGCUCCUUGGCCGCGGUAAUAAAUGUAAAUAGUAAUAAUAUUACAUCUGCUGAAUCAUUGGCUUAAAUCGUGUCAAAUUUGGCCCCAUUGGACAAAAAAAAAAAAAACACACAAAAAAAAAACAACAACAAAAAACAAUUGUAUCAAGGAAAUUGUAAACAAACAAACAAAACAAAAAAACUGACAACCCUAACGGUAAUGAUGAAAAGACUUGUUUUUGUUGGAGGUAAUAAAAGGAAAUGGCGUUAAAUUUGCUGCAUUAUUCUACUGUCGUACUAAAUUUGGCCCUCUUGAACAAAACAAAGUUCCCAGGAAGUUGCAAACGUACAGCAAAAAAGCCACACUCAACCCUCAUAAUGAAAAGAUAUUGACAUUUAUUACCUCCACCAAGGAAGUAAGAAAUGUUAAUGAUCAUCGUUGAAGUUGUUCAAUUAUGAGCCUGCGUCAAGUCAUAUUUGG